Messenger RNA from Daucus carota subsp. sativus, 2316 nucleotides. Its product is annotated as E3 ubiquitin-protein ligase XBAT33. NCBI's taxonomy places the organism in Eukaryota, Viridiplantae, Streptophyta, Magnoliopsida, Apiales, Apiaceae. Gene Ontology annotation, molecular function: protein binding. The record is from RefSeq and is a predicted model, not a curated record. The transcript is spliced from 10 exons. Bases 263 to 1807 code for a protein of 514 amino acids.
GCACAUACUUACAAACAAAUCAGUCAAAUAUCUAUCUCUAUAUUCCUCUAUAAUCUAGUACUACUACUAUUCAUUUCACUCUGUGUCAUCUUCUUUCUUCCCCAUAUAUAUUUAUAUAUUUUCUUUCAAGUUUUCAUCUUUUUUCUUCACACGACAGUUCACCUAAUACCCUUCUUCCCAUUAAAACAAGUAACCCCAUAACUUAUUUAUAUAUAAUAAUUCAUUCUACACACAAAAAGUGUGUGUCUUUGUGUGUUUAAAGAUGGGUAAUUCUCUGGGUUGCUCAGCAUCAGGAGAAAGAUUGGUGUCUGCAGCUAGAGAUGGUGAUUUUGUGGAGGCCAAAAUGCUUCUUGAUUGCAAUCCUUGCUUAGCCAAGUACUCUACUUUUGGUGGCCUUAAUUCUCCUCUUCAUUUUGCUUCUGCUAAAGGCCAUAUUGAUAUUGUUGCUCUAUUACUUGACACUGGAGCUGAUGUCAAUUCAAGAAAUUACUGUGGUCAGACAGCCUUGAUGCAAGCUUGUAGAUAUGGGCAUUGGGAGGUUGUUCAGACUCUCAUGCUUUUUAGAUGCAAUGUUACUAGAGCGGAUUAUCUUAGUGGGAGGACGGCGCUACAUUUUGCUUCUGUUAACGGGCAUGUUAGAUGCAUCAGACUUGUUGUGGCUGAUUUUGUUCCCAGUUCUCCUUUUGAAUGUCUGAAUUCUCAAGUGAAGGGUGAUAAGAGGAGUGCUUCCGCUGUUAAAGGCAAACAUGACCAAAGUGCGCUGGCAAAGUUUGUAAAUAAGGCAGCUGAUGGUGGUAUCACUGCUCUUCACAUGGCUGCUUUAAAUGGCUAUUUUGACUGUGUACAACUCCUUCUAAAUCUUCAAGCUAACGUUUCUGCUGUUACAUUUCAUUAUGGAACGUCUAUGGAUUUGAUAGGAGCGGGGAGCACACCCUUGCACUAUGCUGCUUGUGGCGGAAACUUGAAAUGCUGUCAGAUCCUCCUAGCAAGUGGUGCUAGUCGGUUGACAUUGAACUGCAAUGGGUGGCUCCCUCUUGACGUUGCAAGAAUGUGGGGGCGUCAUUGGCUUGAGCCAUUUUUGGCACCGAAUUCUGAGCAGAUACUUCCAGUAUUUCCCCCUUCAAAUUAUUUAUCUUUGCCUCUCAUGAGUGUUCUUAAUAUAGCAAGAGAACUUGGUUUGCAGUCCUCAACUACCUCUGAUGACACUGACGUUUGCGCUGUUUGCUUGGAGGGAGCAUGUUCGGUCGCUGCUGAAGGUUGCGGGCAUCAACUCUGUGUACGAUGUGCGCUCUACCUUUGCUCGACAAGCAACUUUGCUUCUGAACUUUUAGGUCCUCCAGGGUCAAUUCCAUGUCCACUGUGCAGACAUGGAAUCAUUUCGUUUUGCAAAUUGCCAGGAUCCCCUACAAAAGAAAUGAAGCUGAAUACGUCGCUUAGCCUAUGUACCCCUUGCAUGCUUCAUUCUCGAGAACACUCCCUGGACUUCGUCCAGUCAACACCAGCAUGUGCUCCUGAGAUCCGAAAGAAUCGUGUAGCUUCAGUUUCCUCAGAUAUUUUUUGCCCAGUUACUUGUAGCCCAUUUCCUUCAGUUGCCCUUCCUUUGUGCACCUGCAAUCAGGGAACAUGCCCAUCAUUUGAGCAUGAGGAGGGUGAAGCGCGAGAUGAAUCUCCCCGUUCACAAUCUGCAUCAAUAGACCAAGAUAAAAUGUCAGGAAUAAGAUUGGAGAAAACUAGUUGCUCAAGCAUGUUCUGGAGCAGAAGAAGCUGUAGCAGGGAACAGCGGUGCAACUCUGAAAUAAACGCAUAAAUGCCUUAUAUCUGGUAUCUUCCUGAACUAUUAUCUCAUGCAGAUGAUUUUUUGGUAAGGCAGCCGAAGUUGUGUGUUUGCUGCUCCUGUACCAUAUUAUUUCAUUCAUUACUUGGAACCAAAUGGAAGAUUAUAUCACAGAGGCAUUUGUCUGGACUCAGAGCAAAAUGAAAAGAAUAUAUCAUCCUGGACUGAUGUUUGGAAUAAUGGUUUUCUGUCGAUGUGAAUGAUUCUGAGCGUGGCUUACUAUUUGAAACAGAGAAGACACAUUCAUAGCAGUUUGCAAGAUUGAAUUAGAUAAACACAUCCAUACAGCCUGUAGAAGUUGAAUGAAUGGCUUUGCUAUAUAUUUUAUUACAGGAAAUAUUGUAGUGUUUGGCAAAGUAGACAUAUUAGAGCUUAGAGGUGUACAAAUAAUUCGCAACUGCUCUGAAUUAGUUCGUAUCGUCGGUAUUUGCAAAUUUAGGGUGGUUACAUAUUGAAAUAUACUAUAUUAGUCGGUUGUUUGA